CCGAGCUGACAAGAUGCUCCCGCCGCCUCUUCCGGCCGCCGCGCGAGUCGCCGUCCAGCGUCUGUGCUCGAGGCUUCUCGGGGGACAGGGUCGCGCCGCCGCCGACAUGACGAAGGGCCUUGUUUUAGGAAUCUACAGCAAAGAAAAAGAAGAUGCUGCGCCACAGUUUACAAGCGCAGGAGAGAAUUUUGAUAAAUUGGUGUCUGGGAAGCUGAGGCAGGUUUUGAACAUAUCUGGACCACCUCUGAAGGCUGGCAAAACCCGGACCUUUUAUGGGCUGCAUGAGGACUUCCCCAGUGUGGUGGUGGUCGGCCUCGGCAAAAAGGAAGCUGGAGUGGACGACCAGGAAAAUUGGCACGAAGGCAAAGAGAACAUCCGGGUGGCGGUAGCAGCGGGGUGCAGGCAGGUGCAGGACCUGGAGCUCUCGACCGUGGAGGUGGACCCAUGUGGCGAUGCUCAGGCGGCUGCAGAGGGAGCGGUGCUUGGCCUCUAUGAAUAUGACGAUCUCAAGCAGAAAAAGAAGAUGGCCGUGUCAGCCAAGCUCCAUGGAAGUGGGGACCAGGAGGCCUGGCAGAAGGGCGUCCUCUUUGCUUCUGGGCAGAACUUGGCCCGCCAGCUGAUGGAGACUCCGGCCAACGAGAUGACGCCAACCAAGUUUGCUGCAAUUAUCGAGAAGAAUCUCAAAAGCGCUAGUAGCAAGACAGAGGUGCACGUCAGGCCCAAGUCUUGGAUCGAGGAACAGGAGAUGGGGUCGUUCCUAAGUGUGGCCAAGGGAUCCGAAGAGCCUCCAGUCUUCCUGGAAAUUCACUACCGAGGCAGCGCCAACGCCAGUGAGCCGCCCCUGGUGUUUGUUGGGAAGGGGAUCACCUUUGACAGCGGCGGCAUCUCCAUCAAGGCUGCUGCGAACAUGGACCUCAUGAGGGCCGACAUGGGAGGAGCUGCCACCAUAUGCUCGGCCAUUGUGUCCGCCGCCAAGCUCAACCUGCCCAUUAACGUCAUAGGUUUGGCCCCUCUUUGUGAAAAUAUGCCCAGCGGUAAGGCCAACAAGCCUGGGGACGUCGUGAGAGCCAGGAAUGGGAAGACCAUACAGGUGGACAACACCGACGCCGAGGGGCGGCUCAUCCUGGCCGACGCGCUGUGUUACGCGCACACCUUCAACCCGAAGCUCAUCAUCAACGCCGCCACCCUGACAGGUGCCAUGGACAUAGCUUUGGGGUCUGCUGCCACCGGGGUCUUCACCAAUUCACCCUGGCUGUGGGAAAAACUCUUUGAGGCCAGCGUUGAAACAGGGGACCGCGUCUGGAGGAUGCCUCUCUUUGAACAUUAUACCAGGCAGGUUAUAGACUGCCAGCUUGCUGAUGUUAAUAACAUAGGGAAGUAUAGAUCUGCAGGAGCAUGUACAGCCGCAGCGUUCCUGAAGGAAUUUGUGACUCACCCUAAGUGGGCGCAUUUAGACAUCGCUGGGGUGAUGACCAACAAGGACGAGGUCCCGUAUCUGCGGAAAGGCAUGACGGGCAGGCCUACCAGGACGCUGGUGGAGUUCCUGAUGCGCCUCAGCCAGAACAGUGCUUAGCUCGGUUGCUGGAAAAUUCCUUCCUUCUGUCUUAAAUCGGACAGUUGAACCUCAAAAUAGUUUUAAAUGGAUGAAAUCUUUUAAAAGAAACAAAGAAGGGUGAUAUUUUAAAAUGUAGAACAAAAUGACAUUUUUAUUCCUUGAUUUUUUUUUUUUUCAUUUUAUGCAGAGAUUUAUAAAGGUAAAGCUAAUAUCCUGCUUGGCAAAGCUUUUUAAGAUAGUCUAUGGGAUGACUGAUUUUUUAAAAAACCACCUAGUCACUUUUCAGAGUAUGUUUUUAAUUGAAGAACAAAAUUUUAUUUCAUGUUUGUGAUGCUAAGAACAUGAGAAAAACAAAGUUACUAUGUAAUUUCAGAAACAAUAAAUCCAACUUUUCUUGCUCUUUGGUAUUUACUUACAUAUCACUGUAAAUCCAGUGACUAGUAUAACAUGUCUCUUUUGACUGUGUUGUGUGAACUAAGUAAUUAAAUCAGGGUUCGGUGACACCGGUGUUUUCUCAGUGUUAAUAAUC
Talpa occidentalis (Iberian mole) is the source of this 2084-nucleotide messenger RNA. RefSeq names its product leucine aminopeptidase 3 (gene LAP3). The coding region runs from base 14 to 1573 and encodes 519 amino acids. The transcript has 13 exons. The record is from RefSeq and is a predicted model, not a curated record. Gene Ontology annotation, cellular component: cytoplasm. NCBI's taxonomy places the organism in Eukaryota, Metazoa, Chordata, Mammalia, Eulipotyphla, Talpidae. Gene Ontology annotation, molecular function: metalloaminopeptidase activity; manganese ion binding. Gene Ontology annotation, biological process: proteolysis.